UUCAACAACUGCCAUUGCAAGAUUGUGUGACUGAAAUUUCAAACUUUGUAAACAAACAGAACUGGAAUACAAUUAAACCAACAGUAACAUAACCUCUGUGAAUUUAUAAUUUAUUAUAUCUAAUAAGGAGGUCGUUCUAUAAGCUUAGAAGCGUACCGGGAUAUAAACGAACAAAAACCCGUUAGUUAUCAUUAGACCAAAAUGCCUACAUGGAACCAAAUUCAAUCACAACUACGAAAUCCAAAUAAUCCUGUAGUUUUCUUCGAUGUCACAGUCGGGACAACUGAAAUUGGUAGAAUGAUUUUCGAGUUAUUUGCCGAUGUUGUACCAAAAACUAGUGAAAACUUCAGAGAGUUUUGUACAGGCGAAUAUAGAAGGGAUGGAGUUCCAUUGGGAUAUAAGGGAGCUACUUUUCAUAGAGUAAUCAAAGAUUUCAUGAUACAGGGUGGUGACUUCGUAAAUGGUGAUGGCACAGGUGUAAUGAGUAUUUAUGGAGGAAGUACAUUUGCAGAUGAAAAUUUCGCAUUAAAACAUGACUCACCAGGCCUACUUUCAAUGGCUAACAGUGGUAAAGAUACAAAUGGUUGUCAAUUUUUUAUAACUUGCGCAAAGUGCAACUUUUUAGAUAAUAAACAUGUUGUGUUCGGAAGAGUAAUUGAUGGAUUAUUAGUUAUGAGGAAAAUAGAAAAUGUACCAACAGGACCCAACAAUAAACCCAAAAUACCUGUAACAAUAUCACAGUGUGGUCAAAUGUAA
Papilio machaon (common yellow swallowtail) is the source of this 756-nucleotide messenger RNA. RefSeq names its product peptidyl-prolyl cis-trans isomerase H. Lineage: Eukaryota; Metazoa; Arthropoda; Insecta; Lepidoptera; Papilionidae. The transcript has 3 exons. Gene Ontology annotation, biological process: protein peptidyl-prolyl isomerization; protein folding. The coding region runs from base 202 to 756 and encodes 184 amino acids. Gene Ontology annotation, molecular function: peptidyl-prolyl cis-trans isomerase activity. Gene Ontology annotation, cellular component: intracellular membrane-bounded organelle. The record is from RefSeq and is a predicted model, not a curated record.